Messenger RNA from Orbilia oligospora ATCC 24927, 1857 nucleotides. RefSeq lists its product as uncharacterized. Gene Ontology annotation, molecular function: spindle pole body-nuclear membrane anchor activity. Gene Ontology annotation, biological process: spindle pole body localization; nuclear pore organization. The record is from RefSeq and is a predicted model, not a curated record. The transcript has 6 exons. Gene Ontology annotation, cellular component: nuclear pore transmembrane ring; spindle pole body. Bases 1 to 1857 code for a protein of 618 amino acids. NCBI's taxonomy places the organism in Eukaryota, Fungi, Ascomycota, Orbiliomycetes, Orbiliales, Orbiliaceae.
AUGGGCUCCCAAAUCUUAAAAACCAAAGCGUCUAGCGCCCUGACAAAACCUUUACCUCCAAACUAUCAUGCCCUCGUUACUCCGGUUCUCCACCGAAGAUUUGUACGUGCGUCAUGGACCACAGUAACGAUCGCCUACGUUGCCAAUAUAUUGAUGGAGAAUGUCUCUGGAUGGCCAUGGUCUGCUUUCCCGCUUGGUCGUGCCGGAAUCAACGCCCUAGUCCUUUUUUUCUUCCUAAUGCCGGUACUCGUUUUGCGAAUCGCGCAACUUGCUACUACAUCGAACAAAAGUCUCUCUGAUGUACAUUGUCUUAUACGCUCAAUUUCCGAUCGAAGGCUCCUGAGGUGCAUUCUCUACUAUACCCUUUCCGCUUGGUUGAUUAUCCAAUUUUACCUCUGGAAUACGCUGCCAGGCUCAGAUCUCGGAAUCAUGACAGAGUCAAUCUACCACGGUCAUUGGGAACUGAAUGAGCGCUCCCUCUAUCUUGGAUUCUACGCCAUUCCUCUGGGAGUUAUUCAAGGCCUCAUCCAUGUCUGGAUUGAUAGGGAUUUUUUGAAACUGCACGAUGGAGAAAAAUCCUUUACGCAAGCAUUCCUCGAAUCUACCGUCAAGUCAAUCCAACGAAUUGGCACCACAAUAAUUGUGUCUGUUAUCUCGGGGCCACUGAGUUAUUGGAUAUUCCGGCCAAUUGUUUACCGCGUUGGCCGUUUAGUUGUGGGGUCAUUUACUAGAAUCGAGCCCGAAGAAGUAUCACAACCGAUGUCGGACAAGAUCGAUUUGUUCUUUCGGAGUAUCUGGCUCACCGUUCUCAUUGUCGUUGCCUGGGAAUCGACGAAUCUUUCCUUUGCUGUCGAAUUCGGGAAAGGUCCGAUCAAGGAUGGAAAAACCAUUAGUGAAAUAUCGCCCGAUCCAAAUGGUUCUUUGAUUCUGGGCUUGAAACUUAAAAAAAAACCCCUCUCUCGCCGCCUAGCUUUCAAGGAGCUAUCCUACAUCGCCAAUGAGAUGCCCUCACGCCGUGAAACCAUAUUUAAAGAACUCACAAAACCCGUCUAUACACUGAACCAGAUCAUCACUGAAUGCCGAGAAGCCAUCGCACCGAUCGUCACGAACUUAACACCCCCGCCCGAUGCCCCCACAAAUGCCGCUGAUCAAAAGAGCGUUUCACCGGUCAAAGAGAUCAAGGGAUUUUCACCUCAGAAGCCAAUUGAAGAGAAUAUAAUGCGUACCCCGGCGAAACAAAGCGCUUUCGAACAAUGGCAGGCUACACCGAGCAAUAUGCCAAAGUCGCCGAUCAGCCUAGAUGUUCUCAAAGCCCAACUCGUCAAGAAAGAAGUCGUCGAAACUAAGUUCUACGAAUUUCUGAACCCUAUAUUCCAUAGCCGAUACGGGGACGCUCUUCGGUUGACGAUUCAGCGAAAGACUACAAGUCUGCUCCCGGACGCAAGCGCUCAGGUUGAUGCGGUCAAUGCGCUCGUUGGGUUUGCCCUAGCUUCGUUGAAAGAGGACACAUACGGGACUGUUCAGAAGGAGCUUGUGUGCAUCCUUGAAGACUUUACCAAGAUUUCUGCCGUCUUAGAAAAAUACAUGGCAGAGCCUCCUGUACACUGGACGGACAUCCACGCAAAAGAGGCUUUAUCCAAAAACAGUGCAACGGAGAAAAAUGAUCUUUAUCCUGAGGCUGUUGCGCUAUCUUCUGCUGUUAACGAUGGGCUACAGAAAAUCGGUGAUGCAUUCGAGAAAUACUUCAAUAAUCUCGGGCUGUCUGUUGAUGCCAGGCGGAAGAUUAGGCUUGUUCGUGAAGCCGCGAAGAAAAAAGCUAUUGCCCCUGCAGCUACCCCUGCCCUAGCCCCCGCCUAA